Messenger RNA from Solanum pennellii, 417 nucleotides. RefSeq lists its product as uncharacterized. The coding region runs from base 1 to 417 and encodes 138 amino acids. Gene Ontology annotation, molecular function: nucleic acid binding. The transcript has a single exon. The record is from RefSeq and is a predicted model, not a curated record. NCBI's taxonomy places the organism in Eukaryota, Viridiplantae, Streptophyta, Magnoliopsida, Solanales, Solanaceae.
AUGGUUCAAGGCACUAGACAAUGGAAUGAGAAGCUGCCUUUUGCACUUUUAGGAUAUCGCACAACAGUGCACACCUCGAUUGGUGCAACUCCUUAUUUGCUGUUGUAUGGGACCGAGGAUAUGAUUUCAGUAGAAGUGGAAAUUCCAUCUCUUCGAAUUAUUGUUGAGGCUGAAAUUGAAGAUACUGAAUGGGUCAAAACCCGAUUAAAGCAUCUCGAAUUAGAAGAAGAGAAACGAUUGACGACCGUCUGUUUUGGUCAGCUUUAUCAGCAAAGAAUGACUUGUGCAUACAACAAAAGGCCAAGACACUUUGAAGUAGGUCAAUUGCUCUUAAAGGGCAUUUUUCAGCACCAAGAAGAAGCCAAGGGAAAGUUUGCCCCAAAUUGGAAAGGCCCAUAUCUUAUCAAGGAUGUAUAG